Molecule: messenger RNA, 1300 nt
Organism: Peromyscus eremicus (cactus mouse)
Lineage: Eukaryota; Metazoa; Chordata; Mammalia; Rodentia; Cricetidae
Gene: Prr3
Product: proline rich 3
Exons: 4
Coding region: 167-730 (187 amino acids)
Molecular function (GO): metal ion binding; RNA binding
Source: RefSeq, a predicted model, not a curated record
ACCCUCCGUGGGAGAAGACGGCCGCGGAGCCACAACCUGCCGGAAGUGGCAUGGCGAAAGCCUCGGGCUCCCGGCCCACCGCCCACCCGGAAGCGGAAACAAACCCAGUGUGCCCCUUCCUCACUGCCCUCCAGAUCCUGCUGCAGCCAUUGCUGCCGCAGCCACGAUGCCCAAACGCAAGAAGCAGAAUCAGCAGCAGCAGCCGCCACAACAUCCUGCACUGUCCGACCGGGACGAGCCUGGAGACGAGGAGGAUGAGAGUCCCAUUGGACCACCCAGCCUUCUGGGCCCUCCCCCCAUGGCUAAUGGAAAGCCUGGUGAUCCCAAGUCAGCUCUUCACAGAGGUCCUCCAGGAUCAAGGGGACCAAUGAUUCCGCCACUGCUGAGUCUCCCACCUCCUCCCCGGGGUAGAGGCCCUAUUCGAGGAGGCCUUGGUCCUAGAUCUAGCCCAUAUGGUCGUGGUUGGUGGGUUGUCAAUACUGAACCUCCGUUUCCUGGGCCAGGCCAUGGGGGUCCCUCUAGGGAAAGCUUUUACAGAGAGCCAAGACAUCCACGAAGGCUCAAAAGCUGGUCUCUUGUCAAGAACACCUACCCACCUAAGAAUAGCCCCCCGGUGAUAGAAGACAAAUCUGACCGCCCUGUCUGCCGACACUUUUCCAAAAAGGGCCACUGUCGAUAUGAAGACCAUUGUGCCUUCUACCAUCCAGGCGUCAACGGGCCUCCUCUGUGAGACUGUGCCUUCCCACCACGCUGGAAGGAGCCCCUGCCCAGUGGCCCCCUCGCAGCUACUUGAAGGCCCUGCUGUUGUCACCUUCAGUCAGUGACAUGUCCACCCCAUUCAUCGUCUCCCCCAUGGGGUCCAGAGUUGUGAUUGUCACUGGUGUGCGGUGCGCAUUGUCUUCUGAUCCAGGCUUCAGAGACUUUUGGGACCCCAUCUUGCUCCCUCCUACUGCCUCCUGCCAAAUGACUGCUGAACAGGAAACCAUUGGUGCUGUUUCUUGUGCAUCCGCCCACCUGUCUCCCAGUAUUGCCCUCAGUUCCCAAGAGCCCUGGGGCGGCCUUCUGUCCUCUAGCUGCUGUUUUAAGUCCCUUGCCGUGAAGCCCCAGUGUUUGCAGCUGCCCGGACACACACCAGGUUGUCUGUCCUUGGGGUCAGGUUUGAGUGACUGGUACAGACUUGCUUCCUGAACAGCCUCUCCCUGCUUCUGGAUGUCCUAGUUUCUUGUCAUUAGCAUGAGCCCCACUGCUAAGGCCUGUGGUCACUGUGCUUUGUGGAACUGUGCAUCCCCUUGUAACCUUC